Messenger RNA from Culex pipiens pallens (northern house mosquito), 800 nucleotides. Its product is annotated as coiled-coil domain-containing protein 43. The record is from RefSeq and is a predicted model, not a curated record. Bases 97 to 750 code for a protein of 217 amino acids. Lineage: Eukaryota; Metazoa; Arthropoda; Insecta; Diptera; Culicidae. The transcript is spliced from 3 exons.
CAUUUCACGGUGAAAAAAGUGGUGUGCCAAUCCGUGGUGUUCCGACCGAGAAAAAGACUCUCUCCUGGAAGACCGCAAUCUCAACAGGCCGCCACCAUGGAUCAGUUCGUAGCCUGGCUGAACGGGAAGCUGCGCGAGUUCAACACGGACGAGGGCAUCUUCGGCUCGUACAUAACCGGAAUCCUCGAGGGAGACGAAACCAGUGAGGAAAAGACGGAAGCGCUGGAAGGCAUCCUGGCGGAGAUCAUUGAAUCCGACAGCAGCGCCUUCAUCACAGAGAUUCUGGACCGGUGGAAACAGUGCCACCAGGAGCAGUCGGCCGCCGAGAGUGCGGGCCCGAAGCUGAAGCUGGACGUUGAUGAGCAGCUGGCGAAGCUGCUGGAGAACCAGAAACUUGCCACCAAGGUCGAGCGGGAGUACACCGAGGAGGAGCGGCGGAUCAAGCAGCAGAUUCUGUCGCAGUACAGUCAGCUCUCUGAGGACGAAGCCGAGGACGAUGACGACGACGAGGCCAGUGGGGCUGCCGGCGGCGGAGGCGGAGGAGGAGGUGGGCCCUCCUCCGACGGGUUGCUCCAACGCAACACGAACGCAGCCGACGUGCAGGCGCUGAUCCGUGAAAAGCGCGAACAAGCUCGGCUCGAAAGCAAGGAGAAAAAGGAAAAGGACAAACAGGACCGCGAAAAGCAGAAGCAACUGCGCGAGGAAAAGAAGGAAAAGCGUAAAACCGUCAAAGGAGAGCGGCGGCGGUAGCGCCCUUAAGGAAGCGACUCUAACAAUCGAAAAGGGGCUAAACACUUUGU